AUGAGCUAUAUGAAGAAAGACGAAGAUGCGGACCAGGUCAUGAUCAGGCUUGAUCGGACCUCGGUGUUCCAAGACGCUCGACUGUUCAAUUCCUCCCCCAUCUCACCGCGAACAUGCCGAACCCUACUGACCAAGAUCGCGGUCCUCCUCUUCACUGGGGAGCAAUUCCCAACCAACGAAGCCACAACCCUCUUCUUCGGUAUCUCAAAGCUGUUCCAGAACAAGGAUCCCUCGCUGCGACAGAUGGUGUAUCUGAUUUUGAAGGAGCUUGCGGGCACUGCGGAGGAUGUUAUCAUGUCCACCAGUAUCAUCAUGAAGGACACUGCCGUUGGCAGCGACGUUCUCUACCGGGCCAACGCUAUUCGGGCGCUGUGCCGUAUCAUCGAUGGAUCCACAGUCCAGGGCAUUGAGCGACUCAUCAAGACUGCCAUUGUCGACAAGACUCCCUCGGUUUCCUCCGCCGCCUUGGUUUCGUCCUACCACCUCCUGCCCGUUGCUCGCGAUGUCGUUCGGAGAUGGCAGAGUGAGACUCAAGAAGCUGCUUCUUCUUCAAAGCAGUCUACCGGUUUCCUAGGUUUCUCAUCUGGCUCUCAGGCCCACGCCAUCUCCCAGUCGAACUUUAUGACACAAUACCACGCAAUUGGUCUCCUGUACCAAAUGCGCUCGCACGAUCGCAUGGCGCUGGUGAAGAUGGUUCAGCAAUAUGGUGCCGCAGGCGUUGAGGAUCCUGGUCUCCGGAAACCCAUGAUGCAGAUGUUGGAUGGCUGGCUCCGUCACAAGCACGAGAUGGUCAACUUCGAGGCUGCAAAGGCCAUCUGCGACCUCCGAGAUGUCACCGACGCCGAGGCAUCCCAGGCUGUCCACGUUCUUCAGCUUUUCCUGUCUUCCCCACGCUCUAUCACGAAGUUCGCCGCCAUUCGCAUCCUCCACAACUUCGCCUCCUUCAAGCCGCAGGUCGUCAACGUCUGCAACCCCGAUAUUGAGUCGCUUAUCUCUAACACCAACCGCUCUAUCGCUACUUUUGCUAUCACCACCUUGCUUAAGACCGGUAACGAGGCUAGUGUCGAUCGCCUGAUGAAGCAGAUCUCGGGUUUCAUGGCCGAUAUCACCGAUGAGUUUAAGAUCACUAUUGUCGAGGCUAUCCGCACAUUGUGCCUCAAGUUCCCCAGUAAGCAAGCCGGUAUGCUCGUGUUCUUGAGUGGCAUUCUGCGUGACGAGGGUGGAUAUGAAUUCAAGCGCACUGUUGUGGAGAGCAUGUUCGAUCUGAUCAAAUUUGUCCCCGAGAGUAAGGAAGAAGCUCUUGCUCAUCUUUGCGAAUUUAUCGAGGACUGCGAGUUCACCAAGCUGUCUGUCCGCGUUCUGCAUCUGCUUGGUGUCGAGGGCCCCAAGACCUCGCACCCUACCAAGUACAUCCGCUAUAUCUAUAACCGUGUCGUGCUGGAGAACGCCAUUGUGCGUGCCGCUGCCGUCACUGCUCUGGCUAAGUUUGGUGUUGGCCAAACUGACCCUGAAGUCAAGUCGAGUGUGCACGUUCUUCUCACCCGUUGUCUCGACGAUACCGACGAUGAGGUUCGCGAUCGUGCUGCCCUCAACCUGCGCUUGAUGGGAGCAGAUGAUGCUAUGGCAGGACCGUUUAUCAAGAACGACUCCAUGUACUCUCUUUCCACCUUUGAGCACCAACUUGUCAUGUAUGUGACCUCGAACGACAAGCAGAAUUUCGCUGCUGCCUUUGAUGUUUCUUCUGUUCCCGUUGUCAGCCACGAGCAGGCCUUGGCCGAGGAGCGGACCAAGAAGCUCACUUCCGCCACACCCACCCUCAAGGCCCCUUCGGCCGGUCCUACGAAGAGCAAGGCGAACAGCGCUACCGAGGCAAACAGUGCGGCUGCCACCCAAAAGUAUGCCGAGCAACUCAUGCAACACCCCGAUAUCAAGGAAUACGGCACUUUGCUCAAGUCUUCCGGUCCUGUCGAGCUUUCUGAGAGCGAGACUGAGUAUGUUGUGACUGCUGUCAAGCACAUUUUCAAGGAGCACAUCGUUGUGCAAUAUGAUAUUAAGAACACUCUUCCCGAUACCGUCCUUGAAAACGUGACUGUGGUCGCGACGCCAGAGGAGGAUGACGUGCUGGAGGAUGAUUUCAUGAUUCCUGCCCCCAAGCUUUCGCCGAACGAGCCUGGCGUCGUCUACGCUGCCUUCAAGAAGCUGGGUGGCGAGCACAGCGUCCCAAUCUCUUCCUUUACCAAUAUCCUGAAGUUCACCAGCAAGGAGAUCGAUCCUACCACUGGCGAUCCCGAGGAUGAGGGCUACGAUGACGAGUACCAGGUGGAAGAUCUCGAGCUCACUGGUAGCGACUACGUUAUCCCCACUUUUGCCGGCAGCUUCGACCACGUCUGGGAGCAGACUGGCGCUAAUGGCGAGGAGGAGAGUGAGACUCUGCAAUUGAGCAACAUGAAGAGUAUCAUCGAUGCCACGGAGCAACUGAUCGCUGCCCUUUCCCUCCAACCCCUGGAGGGGACUGAUGUUGCUCUCAACAACAGCACACACACCCUGAAGCUCUUCGGUAAGACCGUCUCUGGUGGCCGGGUGGCUGCUCUGGUCAAGAUGGCGUUCUCGAGCAAGAGCGGUAUCACAACCAAGAUCACUGUCCGGGCAGAAGAAGAGGGAGUUGCUGCUGCGGUGCUUGCCUCUGUCACUUAA
This is a messenger RNA of Penicillium cosmopolitanum, 2694 nucleotides long. RefSeq names its product coatomer subunit gamma. Gene Ontology annotation, molecular function: structural molecule activity. NCBI's taxonomy places the organism in Eukaryota, Fungi, Ascomycota, Eurotiomycetes, Eurotiales, Aspergillaceae. The coding region runs from base 1 to 2694 and encodes 897 amino acids. The transcript has 5 exons. The record is from RefSeq and is a predicted model, not a curated record. Gene Ontology annotation, cellular component: endoplasmic reticulum; COPI vesicle coat; Golgi membrane. Gene Ontology annotation, biological process: intracellular protein transport; endoplasmic reticulum to Golgi vesicle-mediated transport; protein secretion.